AUGGCAAUUUCAAUUGAAACCCUCUUCAAAGAAAGAAAGUACCCUUUCAUUUUCACCCUCUUGGUCUUACUCGUUUGCGUCACGAUCCUCUUCUUCACCAACAUCACUUCCACCUCCACCAUCGACCCAAUUGGCUUCUAUCCUCCUGAUGUCAAAGCGCAACCAGCUCCUACACUCGCAGAUUCUUCCACAAGUCCUAAAGACCAAGAACUGCCCCGAAACAUGACCAAGAUUACAGCCCCGAAAGACCAAGGUUUACCUCAGAAGGAGGUGGUUUUCGGCAAUGUGAAUAUCGAUUGGAAGCUUUGUAAGGGUGCUGUGGCUGUAGAUUAUAUACCAUGUUUGGAUAAUCUUAAGGCCAUUAAGGCUCUGAAAUCAAGGAGGCACAUGGAACACAGGGAGAGGCAUUGUCCUGAUUCUAGUCCCCACUGUUUGCUGCCCCUUCCCAAAGGGUAUAAAGUCAGGGUUCCUUGGCCUAAGAGCAGAGACAUGAUUUGGUAUGAUAAUGUCCCUCAUCCAAAGCUUGUUGAAUACAAGAAGGAGCAAAACUGGGUGGUGAAGUCGGGUGAAUAUCUUCGCUUUCCGGGAGGUGGUACUCAAUUCAAAGAAGGAGUUGACCAUUACAUUAAGUUCAUAGAGAAGACACUACCAGCAAUCCAAUGGGGAAAGAAUAUCAGGGUUGUUCUAGAUGUUGGUUGUGGAGUUGCUAGCUUUGGUGGCUAUCUUCUGGACAAAAAUGUUAUAACUAUGUCAUUUGCACCAAAGGAUGAACAUGAAGCUCAGAUUCAGUUUGCUUUGGAGCGAGGAAUUCCUGCAACUCUUUCUGUCAUUGGAACUCAAAAGUUGAUAUUUCCUGACAACGGAUUCGAUUUGAUCCAUUGCGCACGAUGCAGGGUGCAUUGGGAUGCAAAUGGUGGGAAACCAUUAUUUGAGCUCAAUAGGAUUCUUAGACCUGGUGGUUUCUUUGCAUGGUCUGCAACACCUGUUUAUCGUGAUGAUGAAAGAGAUCAGAAAGUAUGGAAUGCCAUGGUGACUAUAACAAAAGCAAUGUGCUGGACUGUUGUGGCUAAGACUCUUGAUUUAUCUGGAAUUGGGCUUGUUAUAUACCAGAAGCCUACUUCAUCUUCCUGCUACGGGAAACGCAAAGAGAACAAUCCUCCUUUAUGUGCAAAUAACGAAAGGAAAAAUAGCACAUGGUAUGCCACACUCAGCAGUUGCCUUACUCCUCUUCCAGUUGAUAAUGCGGGUAACCUGCAAAGCUGGCCCAUGCCUUGGCCCCAGAGACUUACCAGUAUACCUCCUAGCUUAUCUACUGAAUCAGAUUCCACCGAGAUGUUCUAUAAGGACAGCAAACGUUGGUCUGAAAUAGUUUCAGAUGUUUAUAGGGAUGGUCUUUCUAUAAACUGGUCGAGUGUUCGAAAUAUCAUGGACAUGAAUGCUGGUUAUGCAGGAUUUGCUGCCGCAAUCAUUGAUCUACCAGUGUGGGUGAUGAAUGUAGUACCUAUUGAUAUGCCAGAUACUCUUUCUAUUAUAUAUGACAGAGGGUUAAUAGGAACGUAUCAUGAUUGGUGCGAGUCUUUGAAUACCUACCCUCGCACAUAUGAUCUUCUUCAUUCUAGCUUUCUCUUCAAAAGUCUUGAGCAAAGAUGUGACAUGGUAGAUGUAGUUGUGGAGAUAGAUCGCAUAUUGAGGCCAGAUGGGUAUCUCCUGGUUCAGGACUCUAUGGAAAUUAUUAGCAAGCUUGGUCCGGUCUUGCGUUCACUUCAUUGGUCUAUUACAUUGCAUCAAAAUCAGUUUCUUGUUGCUAGGAAGAGUUUCUGGCGUCCAAGUUCAUGA
Gastrolobium bilobum is the source of this 1836-nucleotide messenger RNA. RefSeq names its product probable methyltransferase PMT23. NCBI's taxonomy places the organism in Eukaryota, Viridiplantae, Streptophyta, Magnoliopsida, Fabales, Fabaceae. The coding region runs from base 1 to 1836 and encodes 611 amino acids. The record is from RefSeq and is a predicted model, not a curated record. Gene Ontology annotation, cellular component: endosome; cytoplasm; trans-Golgi network. Gene Ontology annotation, molecular function: methyltransferase activity. The transcript is spliced from 8 exons.